AUUGCCAAGUAGUUCAAUAUUAGGUUAAUCUUUUGAUCAUGAGUCCUGACCUACUUCAAAAUUGAGACCACUGUGGAUUAUCAGACUAUUUAAAACCCUUGCAACCUACUCUUCAUAUUAUCCUAUGUAUCUUAAUUUUCCAUCAUAAUCUUGAUCAGGACAACUAGAUGGGAUUGCUUACUGCAAAAACUGCCUGUUUUGUGUUCAUUUUGGUGUCGUCGAUAGCUGUGAUCCAGGUCGCAGGCAGGACUUUACGCGAUGGCUCUUCUGAAUUGUUUUCGGAUGGUGUGGCUCAUCAAGCUAAUGAUACCAUCUCAUCUCAUUUAGUUUUCAGAGGAAUGGUUGGUGAGUCUACAGAGAAUUGUGAGCAUAUGUAUGGUUUCUUGCCUUGUGCAGAUAGUCUUUUAGGCCAUUUGUUCCUUAUUUUGGUUUAUGAAUAUCUGCUGUUCAAUGGAGACUCCUAUGUGGCGUCAGGGGGUGAAAGGAUUUUUAAAAUUCUUGGUCCUGGUGUGUUCGGUGCUAGUGCAUUCCAAAUCAUUUGUGCUCUUCCAGAGUCUUUGAUACUUCUCGCAUCUGGACUCCUGAGUGAUAACGAGAAAGCGCAAGACUAUGCCUCUACUGGACUCGGGUUGCUGGCCGGGACAACUAUAUUUCUUCUUACAGUAGUUUGGGGAACUUGCAUUAUAGUUGGCAGUACUCAGAGUACUUCCGGUUUGAACUCUGAUCCUUCAAAUAGUUCAAGUUCGAGCCAAUCUAAAAUCAAGACGCUCAUAUCCAAAACAAAUGAAUUUUGUGUAACAACCGAUGAAGAGACAAGUUACACUGCAAGAAUUAUGGUUCUUUCAGUGAUACCAUUUCUCGUCAUUUUAAUCCCGGAAAUUUUUCAAAUAUCUUACGCUAGGGAACAUAUUAUCAUUUUCAUCGCUCUUAUAGUUUCUGCCAUAUUCCUGCUGUCAUACUUCUUCUACCAGAUGUUUGAGCCUUGGAUCCAGGAUAGGCAAUUAGAGUAUGUGAAACACGAACGUUUAGUUGUAGAUAUACUAAAGCAUGUCCAGCAACACACGGUUGGCAAACUCAUCAACGAAGACGGGGCUCCAAAUGAAUCUGCUAUAAGGAGCCUAUUUUCAGAGGUAGACCAGGAUCGCAAUAACUUUAUAUCGUUUGAUGAACUGAAGGAGCUUCUGCACGAAAUUCAGUUUAAGAAUACUAAUUGGGACAAGGAUAAAAAAAUUGCAGAGGUGAUGAAAGAAUUUGAUCUCAAUGGGGACCAGAAUGUAACUAUAGAUGAGUUUGUCAAAGUAUUCUCAAAAUGGCUUGAUGAUACAAAGAGUACCAUGGAUAAACGCUAUCACUCAGUUAAUUCAAUGAAAGAUCUUUACCAGAUUCUCCAUCCAUGGAUUCAGAACCGGAAAAAAGAACAUGAAAUGAAGAAGGCACUUGUAUCGGAAAUUGUAGGACAUGUUCAAAGCUCGGCACUAGGGAGCCUUUACACAGAAAAUGGAAAGCCGGAUAUAUAUGCUAUUAAAAGAUUAUUUGAAAAUAUGGAUUUGGACAAAGACAACAGUCUUUCACAAGAGGAGUUAAAAAAAUUGAUAGUGCAAGUAAAUUUCGGUAAGAUACCAUGGGAUGCAGAUGAGAUAGUGGGGAAAAUGAUGGAACAACUAGAUGUAAACGGGGAUCAAUUCAUCAAUGAGGACGAAUUUAUCUCUGGUUUUUUGAAAUGGCUCCGUUGCCUAGACAAUGGAUCUCCGAUGCCUAGUCCAUCAAAUUAUGGUCCAGGCAAUAUAUCUCCGAUGCCUAGUCCAUCCAAUUACGGUCCAGGCAAUAUAUAUCAAAAAAAACCGGCAGAACCUGCAUUGGUAAAGAAGAAAGCCGCAAAGACUUCUAUAUGGGAGUGGACGAAAGCUAUUACUCUUCUAGUGGUUGGAAUAGUCAUGUUAGCACUGCUAGCCGAACCCCUGAUAGAAAGUGUCCACAGCUUAUCUACAUCAGCCAAUAUACCCCCAUUCUUUGUUGCCUUUGUUUUAGUUCCAUUGGCAACAAAUGCCAGAGUUGCGAUCUCAGCUAUCAAAUCCGCGAGUAGGAAGAAAGCAAGAACUACCUCUUUGACAUUAUCCGAGAUAUACGGAGGAGUAUUCAUGAACAAUGUUCUUGGAUUUUCAGUACUUUUGGCUAUAGUAUAUUUUUAUAAUUUGUCGUGGCAUUUCUCAGCUCAAUUGUUUAUCGUUCUUAUUGUGAGUGCGGUGACAGGCUUCACUGCAAGUUUCAACAACAGUUUUCCAGUCUGGAAAUCAUUUGUGGCAUACCUGCUCUACCCUCUGUCAAUGCUACUUGUUUAUGCCUUGCAUAAUUGAAAAAGGAAAAAAGGAUAGUUGUGACAGAUAAAAGAAAUGCAGCUCAUUUGUAUUGUUUCACUGUCUGUAAAGCAUGUUAGUUAGUGAUAUAUAAAUUGUUUUUUUUUUUCC
This is a messenger RNA of Daucus carota subsp. sativus, 2465 nucleotides long. RefSeq names its product sodium/calcium exchanger NCL2. Bases 168 to 2354 code for a protein of 728 amino acids. Gene Ontology annotation, molecular function: calcium:proton antiporter activity; calcium ion binding. Gene Ontology annotation, biological process: intracellular calcium ion homeostasis; calcium ion transmembrane transport. The record is from RefSeq and is a predicted model, not a curated record. The transcript has 9 exons. Lineage: Eukaryota; Viridiplantae; Streptophyta; Magnoliopsida; Apiales; Apiaceae. Gene Ontology annotation, cellular component: membrane.